Molecule: messenger RNA, 3161 nt
Organism: Alternaria rosae
Lineage: Eukaryota; Fungi; Ascomycota; Dothideomycetes; Pleosporales; Pleosporaceae
Product: cutinase transcription factor 1 alpha
Exons: 7
Coding region: 68-2797 (909 amino acids)
Biological process (GO): DNA-templated transcription; regulation of DNA-templated transcription
Molecular function (GO): DNA binding; DNA-binding transcription factor activity, RNA polymerase II-specific; zinc ion binding
Source: RefSeq, a predicted model, not a curated record
GACCAUUUGCGGACGAAUCACAACCUCAACCCUCGACGACCGCGUCAAAGAGCACAGCGACAGCAGCAUGUCGGGCGAACACUCCUUCAUGGCCAGCGCCGUGCCCGCAGCAGCAGCGCCGCCGCCGCUCGCUGCGCAACCCAGCAUUGGGACUCCGCCGUCGGCGUCGUCGCAGUCAGUUCCCCCUGGACACCCGUCUUUCCGGCGGCAACGCGCCAGCAGGGCGUGCGAAACCUGCCACGCGAGGAAAGUACGAUGCGACGCCGCCUCAUUGGGGAUCCCAUGCACCAACUGCACCGCCUUCGGCAUCGAGUGCCGCAUCCCCCAGCCCAAGCGCAAGAAGACGCAGACGGCCCGGGCCAAGGAUGCAGAGAGUGACCGCGGCGACAGCGACGACCGCUCGCCCGCCAGCACCUCCGCUGAGCCCCGCGAGAAGUCGACCGUAUACAACACCCAGGACGGGACCCCCUCCACCACCGUCUCGCCCGAAUACGCCGCCCAACAGGCCACCCACAAUGGCACCUACGUGCAGUUCAUGAAGCCCAAGUUUGCGCGCGCGCCCAUCAAAGAAGCCGGCCGAGUCGCAUACCUCGGGGAGUCCUCCAACCUGUCGCUGCUCGUGCACGACCGCUAUGGCACCACCGACGUCGUCCACUACCCGCUGCCCGAGAACGUGCGGGGCGCGAAGGCACGGGUCAACGAGAUGGACAACAUGGAGAUUGAGAUACUGCAUCAGCGAGGCGCCUUCCUGCUCCCACCGCGGGCGUUAUGCGACGAGCUUGUCGAAGCCUUCUUCAGAUGGGUAGCUCCGGUCGUGCCAGUCAUCAAUCGCAGCCGCUUCAUGCGCCAGUAUCGAGACCCCAAGAACCCGCCCUCGCUCCUUCUGCUACAGGCCAUACUCCUGGCAGGCUCGCGCGUGUGUACCAAUGCGCAGUUGAUGGACUCGAGUGGCUCAACCACCCCCGCGGCCAUGACGUUCUAUAAGCGCGCAAAAGCGCUAUACGACGCCAACUUCGAAGAUGAUCGCGUGACCAUCGUGCAAGCCCUCAUCCUGAUGGGCUGGUACUGGGAGGGACCCGAGGACGUGACCAAGAACGUUUUCUACUGGACCCGAGUCGCUAUCGUAGUAGCUCAGGGUUCGGGCAUGCACCGCAGCGUCGAAGGAUCACAGCUCACACGCUCCGACAAGCGCCUGUGGAAGCGUAUCUGGUGGACCCUGUACAGCCGGGACCGUUCAGUGGCAGUCGCACUCGGCCGGCCGGUUGCUAUUGAUCCUGAAGAUUCCGAUGUCGAGAUGGUGUCUGAAGAUGACUUCAUCGACGACGAGACAGAGCACGCUGCAGAAUACCCACCAGAUCCGAUCCAUGUUCAGUUCUUCAUCAACUAUGUCAAACUUAGCGAGAUUAUGGGCUUGGUCCUAUCACAACAAUACUCGGUAGCGUCAAAACACCGCAGGGCGAAUGCCAUAGACCUGACACACAGCGACAUGGCCCUUGCCGACUGGCUGCAACAUUGUCCGCCGGAAGUGCAGUGGGAGCGAAACCGCCACCAUUUCUGGGCCGCCUUGUUACAUUCGAAUUACUACACCACUUUAUGUCUUCUGCAUCGCGCACACAUGCCUCCAGCAGGCUCACCAAAAGCCACUCAUCUAGACGGUUUUGGUGAAGCCAACGCCUAUCCAUCACGGAACAUUGCGUACCAAGCGGCCGCCAUGAUCACAUCCAUCAUUGAAAACCUCAGAGCUCAUGACGAGAUUCGGUAUACUCCGGCUUUCAUCGUCUACAGCUUGUUUUCUGCCCUCAUUAUGCACGUCUACCAGAUGAAGUCGUCUAACAAGUCUGUCGUCUCGGCGACUGAGCAGCGACUGCAGAUCUGCCUGGACGCCCUUAAAGAGGUCUCCAAGGUCUGGCUUGUCGCAAAGAUGGUGCACACUCUGUUCGAAUCAAUUCUUGGAAACAAGCACCUUGAAGAACGUCUGCAGAAAGCUGCCGGCCGCAACCAUAAGAAAAACAAGGUCCCUUCGGUUCCACCACCACCGCCACCGAAGCCUGCCCAAGAAUCCUCGAAACGAAAAUUCGAUGACAUGGACCUAGGCUUCCCUGUUCCAAGUGGUCCACCAUCUGCUCAAGUCUCGUAUGAACGGUCCAGACCGCAGACUCCUGCCGUCACACCUUCGCGCGAGCUGCAACCUCAACAGCAGAUGCCCCAGAUGACCACUGGAUCUCCACAGAUGAAUCGGCAAAAUCACGACGCAUUCAUGGGCCCUUCACGGUCAGGAACGCGUCCUACAACCCCGUUCAACCCUUCAUACUCGUAUCCAGGAACGCCGCCGGAUCUUUUCCUGGUGACCCGUGAUACCCCUAAUAUUAGCCAAGAAGUGUGGCAGAACUUCCAGCCUGACCAGCUGUUCCCUGCCGACACACAAGUCAACUUUCCCCAGAUGUCACCCAUGCAAAACCAUAGCCUUGUAGAUCCUGCCUUAAGUCAACCUCAAAAUAUUGCCAUGCCCUCUCAACAGACUGCUGGGGGCCAGUCACAGAUGCAGAACCCACCGUCAAAUACAGGCAUCUCCAGCGGUUACGAGCAUAAUAAUCCUCAGGCCUGGCAGCAACAGAUGGAGAUGAUGUCGCAGAACCAGCAACAGCAUAGCGCACAGGAUGAUGCUUGGAGUCAAAGUUCCGGAGGCCGGCACAACCCCAUUGUGCCUAUGAGCUUGAAUGUCGAUGAUUGGUUCAACUUCUUCGGCAUCAACGGUGAAGCCGACAUGUCACAUCUGUUCCAGCAGGGUCCUGCUUAGACUCACAAGCGUUUGCUUCUGUGAAUGUUUGAUAGCUUUGUUGUUCAAGCUUUGCUCCGCGUGUAAGCAUAUCAGUAGCGUGGAUUCAGUUGUUGCGUGGAUACAUGUCUCUCUACAAAAGGUUCAAGGUGCUAAUUGCGUGGUUUCUGUACGUCACCUGUACAAAGGAGGAUGAUUUGGUAUACUACAGUGACACGGUUUUCGGCAUACUACUUCUCUGUGUCUGCUUCACUAUAAGCUACCAUCCAUGCAUAAUACUCGCGUGCUCGAACAAAUUCCACGAUGCGCACUUGUGACUGAGGGCGAUUAUUGUCAGAUCUUGACGGUCUCGGGAUGUUCUCGUCAAGACAUUCUAAUUUAAUGC